GUGUUUUCUUCGUGUUGAUUCAAACGUCAAAAAACACGAAAAGCUUCUCGUCAUUGAAAUGGCUAUCAAUCCUGUUCUUGCCCUUGACCAAUUCACACGUGAGCGACCAAAAGACAGAUUUGAGGGACGUUGUCACUCACACUAUCAGGUCAGUUGUUCCCGCUUGCGGAGCCUGGGGAGGUCUUCUUUCUUCGGAGAGAUGGCAUACAGUUCAGAGCAGAUGUCCCGGGGCCGAGAGGGUAGACUCGCAAACGAAUGAGUGACCUUGUUCAACCAAGAUGAGAUGCGUGGAUUUAAUGCUGCAGGAAGCAGAAGAUGACGGGGAAGGGGGCGUUCUUUCUGACAUCGUGAGUGAAUGUGCGAACGGCCCUUUCCAAAUGGACUGUUUGGUGGUCGCCUCUCUGUGUCCGCCUCUGUAACGCAGGAACCGCGUGGUGUUUUUGAGGGAGGGGCGCGUGCCUGAAGGGGAAUGGACUAGCUUCGACAUACCACUGGUAAGCGGUGAAUGGAUAAAGUGCAUGUAGUCGACGUCUGUCGUUUUCCGAUGGUGCGUGGGCAGUCGUUGAUGCAGAACCCUCAUUUCAGGCAGCCCAUCUUCGGUGCGAACUACCUGGAUGGACACGUUGCACCGGUCAGCCAUCUACCUCGUCGUAAUGACCCAAGGAGCUCCGAUGACUCUUCGUUAUGCCUUUCUCCAGAAGGUGACAGCUCCGAAUCCGAUUGCGGGAACGGCGUAUUGGUCACUGACCUUCAAUAAAGGUGGGUCGGCGAUAACAGAUGGAUGGAGCGGGCGGACGGAUGUGAGCAAGUGUUGGAUGCAGGCGGCUGCGGGACAUUCCUUCCGAUUUUCUACCGCAUCCUUGGGGAGACCAAUCAACCCGGAACACGUAGGCAUGUGCAGAGAAGCGAGAAGGGACGAAAGCCGGAGGGCUUCGCUUGCUCAUUCCUGUUUGGUCCCUCCCUCUCUCUGUCUUUGUCUGUGUACUUCAGAAUCGCAGUUUAUCCAAGGAGCACAAGCCGGCCAGCUGAGUCAGGUACCCAUCCAUUACUGUCCAGCCCACUCUGCUGUCCAGCGCAUUUUGACGCAUCUGUCCGUACGUGUGCCUGUGUCUUUUAGAUGGCCUACGUGGAUCCAAACGACCCAUCAGUGCUGUACAUCACACAGCCUCAGCCGAUCCCGCAACAGGCAAUGAUGGGAUACCAAGGGACAGCGACAGCGCCGCCGCCUCCAUAGCUGUAUUGACAUGUGUCGUGAGGCGAGUGCUUGUAUUGAUAUUCGUUGACAUGUGUACAUACAUGAUGACCUUGCUGACCAUUCCCGUGCCGGCAAGACACAAUGCAACUACCCGGGAACACAUGCCAUGCAUCUGUACACUCCCUUCUCGGCAACUCGCUUCUCUCUCGCAACACAUGCCUCGGACACCAAUAAAG
Messenger RNA from Vitrella brassicaformis, 1431 nucleotides. The record is from the annotation of a GenBank genome assembly. NCBI's taxonomy places the organism in Eukaryota, Vitrellaceae.